Messenger RNA from Cynoglossus semilaevis (tongue sole), 1369 nucleotides. RefSeq names its product guanine nucleotide binding protein (G protein), beta polypeptide 3a (gene gnb3a). Lineage: Eukaryota; Metazoa; Chordata; Actinopteri; Pleuronectiformes; Cynoglossidae. Gene Ontology annotation, biological process: signal transduction. Gene Ontology annotation, molecular function: protein binding. The record is from RefSeq and is a predicted model, not a curated record. The transcript is spliced from 11 exons. Bases 296 to 1369 code for a protein of 357 amino acids.
UUCAGUGGACGGAGUGAGUGACGGAGGAAUAACUCGCUGCUCGACUCGAGACAACGACCAGGGAACGGAGACGAGAACCAGUGACUGAAGAUCUACGACGCACCUGAAGAGGAGUCGCCCUGAUCGUUUGCAAAGCAGACGACGGCCAGUUUGACUUGCAAAACUGAGAGGCUGAGGUUCUGGAGCUGCUGCAGGUGCAGACGUCAGGCACUGAUCGCUCUCUCACCAACACCGAGGGUCAUCCACGUCGCUGUCAAACUUCUCCUGUCUGUCACUCAGCCCACAGAUCGUCACCAUGGGGGAGAUGGAGCAGCUGAGGAAGGAGGCGGACAACCUGAAGGACCAGAUCACGGCCGCUCGUAAGGCAGUGCAGGACACCACCCUGCAGGAGGCAGCGGCGGGGGUCAGCGUGGUGGGCCGCGUCCAGAUGAAGACCAGGAAAACACUGAGAGGCCACCUCGCCAAGAUCUACGCCAUGCACUGGGGCACGGACACCAAGUUGUGUGUCAGCGCGUCACAAGACGGAAAACUGAUCGUGUGGGACAGCAUCACGACCAACAAGGUGAACGCCAUCCCUCUGAAGUCGUCCUGGGUGAUGACCUGCGCCUACGCACCGUCAGGGAACCUGGUGGCGUGUGGUGGACUGGACAACAUGUGCUCCAUCUACAACCUGAAGGGCAAAGACGGGAACGUCAAGGUCAUGCGUGAGCUGGCGGCGCACACAGGUUACCUGUCCUGCUGUCGUUUCCUGAGUGACACUGAGAUCAUCACCAGCUCCGGCGACUGCACCUGCGUCCUGUGGGACAUUGAAACUGGAACCCAGAAGACCAUCUUUGCGGGACACCAAGGAGACUGCAUGUCCCUGGCCGUGUCUCCAGACUUCAGGUUCUUCAUCUCGGGGGCGUGUGACUUCACAGCCAAGCUGUGGGACAUCAGGGAGGGCACGUGCAGGCAGACGUUCGGAGGCCACGAGAGCGACAUCAACGCCAUCGGGUUCUUUCCAAAUGGCAACGCUAUAAUCACCGGGUCGGACGACGCCACCUGUAAACUGAACGACCUGCGGUCCGACCAGGAGCUCAUCACCUACCAGGACUCCAGCAUCAUGUGUGGGGUCACUUCCCUGGCGCCCUCCCUGUCUGGACGUUUGUUACUGGCUGGUUACGACGACUUCAACGUCAACAUCUGGGACACACUCAAGGCCGAGAGAGUGGGAGUGCUGGCAGGACACGACAACAGAGUCAGCUGUAUCGGGGUGUCCUCGGACGGCAUGGCCUGCUGCACGGGAUCCUGGGACAGUUUCCUGAAGAUCUUUGUGAAUUUGGGCAGAAUCAGCCGGUGCUGGGUUUCAGAGAAGACCACUCCUCUUUAG